GGCAUUAAUUGAUUUGGAUGACUCUUCGACCGCUACAGUACCCUGACGCCCGCAUAUCGAUGCCAUAGUACAUACCGACCUUGGCUUCCAUUCGGGUUCGACUCAGACGGCGAGAAGAACAUCACCGAAACUUCGCUUCUUCUUCAAGGCAUACAAGAAGGCACACUCUUCAGCCUUUGCCAUUACUACCUCCUAUCCAUACUCCAUUCGUUCUGUUCUUGCAUCAGGUUUAGUUUUGCAUCUGGCAUAUACUCCAUCUACUUGUGUCUUUGAAGCUCUUGUCUUACCUACUUAUCAUUGUCUGACGAAAAUACCGUCUUACCGUUUACUACCUCUGUGUCCCACGUCCCUGCAAAUUAAUACCAGCUUGAAUACCUACUACCUUUCUUCCCAACUGUCUCCGGCCCAAUGAUUCCUAGGAUAUACCAGAUAGCUUACUUGUGAUCUUUUAAACACCUGGCUCCUGACCCUUCUUAUCGCUCACCUCCCGACCGCAGCCAUGGCAUCAAAACAGGCACCGCACGAACGACGAAAAGGCGAAGCUGCCCUUAGCGACUUUGCCGAGUACGUCGAGAGACAGCAGGCAUUGCGCUACCCGAACAAGGCUGCCCAGAGCCAGACUGCGACAGCAUUAGCAGCGACAGGCCCAAAUUCAACAUUAUCCUCAAAAAUCGCCCCCGAAGUCGAACAUCAUGCUGAGCUCGACGACAUCCUCGACAGCCUCAACCUCUCCGAGCCCGGUCCGCGAAUAAGACUUCGCGACCUUCUGCUGUCCGCCCCUGACGAUGACGCCUCCCUCCAGAAACUCGCCGACAUCGUUGGUGAGCGGUUGGACGAAGGACACGGCGAAUCCGUCUUCGACAUCGGCUUCGAGAACCAUGGCGAGAGCUUAAAGUUGACCAAGGAGGAUUGGGAGGUGGCAUACAAGAGGUUAUCGCAGGCCGCAGCCCAGAUUGAUGCCGACUGCCAGCUGCUCUUAACCAAGAACUUGGGCGGCGAUCUCGACGGUGCCCCAACCCGCGAUGGCGACGUGAGCGGCAAGGUGAUGAUCCGUCGACGCCCGUCCGCAGCCGAGGAUGUUAUCGAAACGCGAAUAGCAGUCGUGGGCAAUGUCGACGCUGGCAAAUCCUCGAUGCUGGGUGUUCUGGUCAAGGGCGACUUGGACGACGGUCGCGGUCGCGCACGCGUGAAUCUUUUCCGACACAAGCACGAGAUUGAGACCGGUCGUACGUCUUCCGUCGGCAUGGAAAUCAUGGGCUUCGACUCGCACGGUCAGACCAUUCUUUCCGACACCCCCGGUCGCAAGCUCUCGUGGGAGGAAAUAGGCAAGCGCAGUGCGAAAGUAAUCACUUUUACCGACCUUGCUGGGCAUGAACGGUAUCUUAGGACGACCGUCUUCGGCUUGUUGUCAUCGUCGCCAAAUUACUGCCUGCUAAUGGUAGCAGCCAACAACGGGCUAAUAGGCAUGUCCAAAGAGCAUCUUGGUAUUGCUUUGGCGCUGAACGUGCCAAUAAUGGUGGUCAUUACCAAGAUCGACAUCUGCCCGCCCAACAUCCUGGAACAGACCAUCACCCAGAUCACCCGCAUCUUGAAGUCUCCUGGUGCGAGGAAGAUCCCCAUUUUCAUCAAGAACCAUGAGGAAUGCAUCAACACGGCCACUCAGUUCGUCUCCCAGCGCAUCUGCCCCAUCUUCCAGGUCAGCAACGUAACAGGCGAGAACUUGAGCUUGGUCCGUUCGUUCCUCAACAUCUUGCCGCACCAUGGACGGUACGACGCCGACGCGCCUUUCGAGUUCCAUGUCAAUGACACUUUUAGCGUCCCCCACGUCGGCACGGUCGUCUCGGGAAUCGUCAAGUCGGGGGUCAUCCAUGCGGGUGAUGAGGUUUACCUGGGGCCGGAUGGCUUGGGCAAGUUCACGACCACGGCGAUCAGGUCGAUUGAGCGGAAGAGGAUAGGCGUCCCGGCGGCGAGCGCGGGCCAGUCGGCCAGCUUCGCGUUGAAGAGGGUCAAGAGAAAGGACGUUCGUAAGGGAAUGGUGGUGCUCUCCAAGACUGAAAGUGGACCGCCGAAGGUGUAUCGGGAGUUCAUUGCUGAAGGUAAACACGCCGCUUCCUUUUGUCUUCACUUUUCUCUGCCCCUUGGUGCCAUUCAAAAAUUCUGUAUGUAUCCUAACGUGCAAUAGUCCUCAUCCUCUCCCACGCAA
This is a messenger RNA of Neurospora hispaniola, 2203 nucleotides long. RefSeq names its product GTP-binding protein 1. The transcript has a single exon. The coding region runs from base 500 to 2182 and encodes 560 amino acids. Gene Ontology annotation, molecular function: GTP binding; translation elongation factor activity; GTPase activity. NCBI's taxonomy places the organism in Eukaryota, Fungi, Ascomycota, Sordariomycetes, Sordariales, Sordariaceae. The record is from RefSeq and is a predicted model, not a curated record. Gene Ontology annotation, biological process: translational elongation.